UGUCAUGACCGCUAUUUCCGGUGGAUUUGUCAACAUAACGUGACCAACAAACAAGUUUAUUUGAUCAAUUAAUCACAGGAGUUCUCAUAUUUUAAAUAGCUGUGCUGUAGUUACCUAUAUUUUCAGUAAGUUUAAUGUAGGGUGGACCACAUGGACAGCCCCUUAGUGGUCAAUGAAAAUUAGGUCAUUUUCUUCAGCGUCACUAGUGAUCUGUCACAACAUCACUCGUGAGUCUCCAUAUCCUCCUCUGUAGGUUUUUCUGUGUCCUACCAAACACACAUCAGUUUUCUCACAUGACAAUCUAUGUGUGGAGUUCACUUCACUGACGGAAGAAAGUGGAAAAUAUGUAUUUUUCUUUUAUUCUUCUCAUUUAUGCUGCCGGUGUUGCGGUUAAAGAAAGUUGUGCAGAUUUGGUUCCCACUCCCACUAUUGUAUUGUCCCCUGGGUACAUCAAUGUAGCUACACCUGUUACAGUACGCUGUGAGUCACCAAAAGGCACAGAGUGCAAAUUCCACAAAGAUCACGACCCCAACCCUAUAAGGAAACUGGAUUACAAGCAGAGUGCUUGCCAGUUCAAGUUGUUCUGGAAUGAGUUCAAAAGGUGGAACAAGACUGAAGUAGAUCUCAGCUGUGUAAUUCUACAGAACAGAGAAGGUGAAACGAUCAAAACCUCAAAACAUAGUGAUGCUCGAAGACUUAAUGUGAGUGAUCCAAUUGGAAAGCCCAGUGUUCAUGUGUUGAAGAUUGGGAAAUACCUCACUGUUCGAUGUGAGGCCAAGGCUGGCACCUCUUGCUACUUUUAUCUGAACAAUGGUGACUCACACUUUAAAAAACUACCCUACAAAGACGUUGUCUGUUUGGGGAGAGUGGCAGAAGAGGAACUGCAGAGGAAGAGGAGCAGUGCUGGAGAGAUCUUCAUCACUUGUGCUGUGGAGCUGGUGGUAGAGGGUGAAGAUACUGUGACAUCACAGCAUAGUGAACCCCUAGGUAUCACCAUAGAUGGAGCUACUAGUUCCCCACCAACGUUCAGUUUAAUCAUAACUGGUCAGGAGAAGACAAGCAGCAAUGUCACACCCCAAGGAAAAGGUACAAGGUUCCACGUCGUCAUCAGUCUGGGUACUUGUUCCCUUUUCCUGGUUCUGCUAGCUGGGUGUGUGCUGUGUGUUCUCCAAAGCAAGUGUGGGGUUCAAGGCAGGCCUGUAAAUACUGGAAGCCCACCUGAACAGCAAGACCAGACCCCAGCAUGUGUCUAUUCUGUCAUCACAAAGCCUUCUAGGGAUGAGGAAGAGGACACUUGUCUGCAAUACGCUACAGUGACAUAUACCGGUGACCGAGCUAGUCAUCAAUAUGCAACAGUGACAUCUACCGGUAACCAAGUUGAACCUGGGCGUACCAAGAUCAAGUUUGAAAUAGCUGGAGAGUACGCCCUCUUGGCAGAAUCAUAGAAGAAUAAAUUUUUCUGGAUAACAUGUUUGCCAUAGUUUACAGUUACAAUCCUAUAUUUUGUUUUCAUAUUGGACCAUAAUUUACUCAUAGUACAAAAACAAAUCCUGCCACAACAUCAAAGACUAAAGAUAUCUACUCCUUUCUGAAAACAAGCAUCUUCAACUAUUUGCAUUUUAGGUUAAAUGAAAUAAAUGAAAAGUACACUGUCUGAAACAUAAAAUAAAUAUUUUCCUUAAUUGA
Messenger RNA from Oncorhynchus gorbuscha (pink salmon), 1686 nucleotides. RefSeq lists its product as uncharacterized. The transcript is spliced from 10 exons. The record is from RefSeq and is a predicted model, not a curated record. The coding region runs from base 345 to 1445 and encodes 366 amino acids. NCBI's taxonomy places the organism in Eukaryota, Metazoa, Chordata, Actinopteri, Salmoniformes, Salmonidae.